UAUCGGCGGUGGAUUUGAAGCGGGAGUGGGAUUGGGACGAAGGAUAUUCCGUCUACAGGUUCUGUCCGCUUCGGCAGCAAAUGAAGCAGGGGACUGAAACGCCGGAAGGGAAGCUGUAAAUAGUUGGGACUCCGCUGCGUGUGCUUAUUCAUUGAUGCAAUGCUGUUAUAAUAGCGCUUUCCUGCCAAGUAGGCAGGGCGGUUUAGAGUUUGAAAAUACUAAGACAAAGCAAUGCAACAAAAAUGAACAACACAGGGAAACCAUGUCAAACUGGAUGUCAUACUACAGAAAUGAGGGAGAGGAGGAAGAAGAGGAAGAAGAAGCAGCAGCUGAAAUCAUUGGAGAAUAUAAAUAUGGAGGUCGAGACACUUUGCUUUUCUUAGUGGAUGGCUCAACAGCCAUGUUUGAUUCCUUUGAUGAUAGUAAUUUGACCCCUUUUGAUAUGACAAUUCAGUGCAUUCAGAAUGUAUACAAAAACAAGAUCAUCAGCCACGAAAGGGACCUUGUUGGAGUUGUGUUUUAUGGAACUGAGCAGCAUAAAAAUUCAGUGGAUUUUAAACACAUAUAUAUUCUACAGGAUUUGGACAAUCCAGGUGCAAAGCGGGUAUUAGAGUUGGCCAGCUAUGAAGGGGAACAGGGAAGAGCCCUCUUCCAGAAGUCACUUGGCCAUAGUGAUAACUACUCAUUAGGUGAGGCACUCUGGGUUUGCUCUAAUCUCUUCAGUGAUGUCCGUCUCAAGAUGAGCCACAAGAGAAUCAUGCUGUUCACCAAUGAAGAUGACCCUCAUGGUCAAGACAGUACUAAAGCCAAAUUUGCUAGGACUAAAGCUGCUGACCUACGAGAAACAGGUAUUUACCUUGACUUAAUGAACCUAAAGAAGCCUGGAGGGUUUGAUAUUUCCUUAUUCUACAGAGACAUCAUUAAUACAGCAGAUGAUGAGGAUUUAGGAAUCCAGUUUGAUGAGUCUUGCAAAUUGGAGGACCUGAUGAAGAAAGUACGAGCAAAAGAAACACGGAAGCGAGCUUUAAGUAGGCUGAAUUUGUAUUUGGGAAAAGAUGUAACUCUUAUUGUUGGCAUUUUCAACUUAGUCCAGAAGGCUGUCAAGCAGCCUCCAGUGAAACUUUACAGAGAAACUAAUGAGCCACUGAAAACAAAAACACGAACCUUUAACCGAGAGACAGGUAGUUUGCUUCUUCCUAGUGACACCAAGAGGGCUCAGACUUAUGGGAAUCGUCAGAUUGUGCUGGAGAAAGAAGAGACGGAAGAAAUAAAAAGAUUUGAUUCACCAGGCUUGUAUCUAAUUGGGUUUAAACCCUUGGCAAUGCUAAAACAAUAUCACUAUAUCAAGCCUGCACAGUUCAUCUAUCCUGAUGAGUUCUUAAUGAAUGGAAGUACUACUCUGUUUAAUGCCUUGUUAACAAAGUGUAUGGAGAAAGGAGUGAUGGCCAUAUGUAGAUACAUCCCUCGUCAAAACAGCCCUCCCAGGUUUAUAGCCCUGGUCCCACAAAAAGAAGAGCUGGAUGAGCAGAAUGUACAGAUAGUCCCUCCAG
Molecule: messenger RNA, 1550 nt
Organism: Python bivittatus (Burmese python)
Lineage: Eukaryota; Metazoa; Chordata; Lepidosauria; Squamata; Pythonidae
Source: RefSeq, a predicted model, not a curated record